Bactrocera oleae (olive fruit fly) is the source of this 4828-nucleotide messenger RNA. RefSeq names its product Regulator of G-protein signaling 7 (gene RSG7). Gene Ontology annotation, biological process: positive regulation of GTPase activity; regulation of G protein-coupled receptor signaling pathway; G protein-coupled receptor signaling pathway. Gene Ontology annotation, cellular component: cytoplasm; neuron projection. Gene Ontology annotation, molecular function: GTPase activator activity. The record is from RefSeq and is a predicted model, not a curated record. NCBI's taxonomy places the organism in Eukaryota, Metazoa, Arthropoda, Insecta, Diptera, Tephritidae.
AUUUAUUGAAUGAAAUGCUUUUCAAAGAUAAUUCACAAAAAAGGAUUAUUAUCUGACUUACAAGCCGACACUUAAGGGGUUAAAGUUAGAUAAAACCUUAACUAAUAUUAACUAACCCACGCAACACAUAAAUUUUCUAUAUUUUUCAAAAUAUUUAUCUGAGUAUUAAGCGACCUAAGAAAUUUCAGCUUGUGGCAACACCGUUAAUGCAGCUAACGGAAAAACAGAGCGCCGACGCGCAAACGAGAGCGGGAAGUAGUCAAAUAGAGAACAGGAAAUUUGCCGCCAGAGAGCAAACUAUUGAAGCAAAACACUUGAAAGACGCACACACCAUAAAAUUGGCAACAACAAUGGAGAAACCUACAAAAAUAACUUUAUCGGCAUUAAUAAACGAUGAGCAAAUUGCCACGAACAAGUGACACGAAAGGAGCGCCACCAACGAGCAAACGAAUGCUAACCGAAAUGAGGAAACGAGUAAGCUCAGCGCACGAGUAGUGGCGGUGCCAUUGCCAGUGCCAGUGUUAGGCAGCUUCGAGUGGCAAAGUGACAUUUCGAAUUUAUGUGUGGUGUGCAAAGGAGGAAAUAUCUAACAGUGCAACAUAUUAAUACAUAACUCUUGUAAUAUAGAUACAACAGUCAGCUUUUGUGUAUUAAAAUGUGAAAUAAUAUUGAAACUAAAACGCAUUACUAAAUAAUAAAUUAAAAGUUACUACAUUGAAAGUGAAUAUACCAAAAGGUUAAUGUAAAAUAGUCUGCAUAUAAUUGGCUAUACGGAAAAAUUUCUACGAGUGCGUAAGGAAAAAGGAAGAAAAACGCUACAUACAUACAAGUAUAUAUGCGCAUACAGGAACAGCGCCGAGUGAAAGGUAGCUGACGCAGAGAGCACAGCAAUUACUUGCGACCCAACCCCGCUGUUUUGAACAGCAACAACAAAUGCAACAGCAGCGGCCAUAAAAAUAAAUAUCCAAUAAAAAAUGUCUUAAGUGUUGCGCACUCAGAGCGUGUACGAGUACAUAUGUGUGUGCGUGUAUGUAGGUAAGUGUGUGUGUGUGUGUGUUAGAGUGCUUUCCCUAUGAACGGCUACAACUCCGACAACGGCAGUUCGGUCUGACUUUUUUAGCUUUUGCUGCCCUCUGUGCACCUUGUAGCGACAGUCGGUCGGUCGGUCGGCGAGCGGUCGUUAAUACUGUCAUUUGGCGUAUAACCGUUAUCGUAGCGUGUAAUUCAUACAAUCCCCAGCGCUGCAAAUCGGCAAAUGUCUUUGUGUAGACUUGUGAAACGAAAUACAAAUGGAAAGUAAUUUUAACGGUGAUAAUUAAUUAAAAGGAAUUGAAAUUGUUUUCGAUAUAUGUGUGUAUGCAUGUAUAUACCCAUACAUACAUAGUUGGUUUGUAUACUUGUGCGGCGAGAUUUCAAGCACACUAACUCCUAAUCAAUGAAAAAAUGGUAACGAUGACUUCAGAGGUGGACAAAACGCAAACUUCAAUCGUCUUGGCUGCGAAGUCGGCAGCCGAAACCGCUGCCAGUGCAAACAGUCCGAUUCGAGCUGAGGAGAUGGGCCAACGCCAACGCAUAGCGCUUGAGGGUGACAAUGGUGAGGAUGCAGCGCAAACUCUUACAGCAAGUAACGUAACGGCCGAUAAUUGUAAUGAAGGGUCAGCGAAAACCGCAAUCACAACAACAACUGCAACAAAUUUAAAGCCAUUAGAAUUAUCAAGUGUUACAAUUUCGAUUGAAUUGGCAAGUGAAGAUGACUCUUCGACAGCUGCGACGCCUGCAACGGCCGUUGAGGCAGCUAUAUGCACAACAAUAACACCGGCCACACCGGUUACGCCAACCACACCGCAGGGAGCAACGCCCAAAACGGUAACUACGCCCGUCGUUGCGCCACAGCCUGCCACACCUAUGAAUAUAGCAAAUAUAUCAGCAACACCAAUAACAACUGUAACAGCUGUAGAAACGCCAGCACCCACAACUGCAACAACAACAACAGACAAAUCUACCGCAGGCGCUGAAACGGCGGCAGUCACCAAGUGUAACGAAAAAACUACCGUUACAGACACCACAAGUGUCACAAUGAAUGAACAUGUUGUUGUCAAAAGCGAAAACAGCAGAAAAAACAAUAACACUACAGCAAGCACCACAACAACAUUCACUGCAGCAAGCGUUACACGAGCUGCCACCGAUGCAGCCAAAGUCACCGCCACCGCCACAGUUGCAACUGGCAAAACAAUAGCAGCCAGCAGCACAACCACCACCACCACAUCAUCAUCAAUAUCAUCAUCCUCAACGCCAAAGGUGAAUUUCUGCGUGAAUAGCACCAACAGCAACACAAGCAAUAGCACGUGUACGUCGAGUACGAACAGCACCAGCAGUGUGACCAGCAUGUCUACGCCGGCUGCCGUGGGUGGCAACACUGCCAAUGGUAGUGGCGGUGCCGGUUUAGGUGUGAGCAACAGUCAUUAUCAUCAUCAGCAACAGCAACAACAAAGCGCUCAACAUGGGAAAUCAUCUGCCAGCAAUGGCAGUGGCGGCGGCGCGGACGGCUCACAUACUGCGCUGCCUGGAGCGAAGCCUUCACUCACCACUGGCGCCAUUCUAAAUCACCCACAACAGCGUCGCAACGAAGAUGCGCCCAAUAUUAUGGUGUACAAAAAGUAUGGCUUUCUUGCAAACCCACAGAUGGAAGCAAUUAUUGAGAAGAUGCAAGCGGAAUCUACCGGUGUGGCGGUGCGCACUGUCAAAGCGUUUAUGAGCAAAGUGCCAUCGGUCUUUACCGGUGCAGAUUUAGUCGCUUGGAUAUUAAAGAACUUAGAUGUUGAAGAUGUGACGGAAGCAUUGCAUUUUGCGCAUUUGCUUGCAUCACACGGCUACAUUUUCCCCAUCGAUGAUCAUCAGUUGACUGUGAAAAACGAUGGCACCUUUUAUAGAUUUCAAACACCCUAUUUCUGGCCAUCAAAUUGUUGGGAGCCUGAAAACACAGAUUAUGCCGUGUAUCUGUGCAAACGUACGAUGCAGAAUAAAACACGACUGGAAUUGGCUGAUUACGAGGCGGAGAACUUAGCCAAACUUCAGAAGAUGUUCUCACGCAAAUGGGAAUUCAUAUUCAUGCAGGCGGAGUCACAAAGCAAAGUGGCCAAAAAACGUGAUAAGCUCGAGCGCAAAGUAUUGGAUUCACAGGAGCGCGCCUUCUGGGAUGUGCACCGACCAAUGCCAGGCUGUGUAAAUACAACCGAAAUCGAUAUAAAGAAAGCAUAUCGACGUGGCGGUCACGGCUGCGGCACUUCCGGCGGUGCUGUGGCCAAGAAUCCCGUCGAGCAGGUGACGCGUGUGAUUGGUUUGCGCAAACAAAAGCUCGAGCGGCGCACAAUAAAGGUGUCAAAGGCAGCCGAAGCUUUGGUCGCCUACUACGAGCAAUACAAUGAAUUUGAUUACUUUAUAACAUCACCAGAGUUGCCAAAUCCUUGGCAAACGGAUAGCACCGAAAUGUGGGAUGCGGAACGAAACUCAAAAGAAGUACCGUUACGUCAUGUAAAGCGCUGGGGCUUUAGUUUACGUGAGCUACUGAACGAUCCCGUUGGACGUGAGCAAUUCACAAAAUUUCUCGAAAAGGAGUACAGUGGCGAGAAUUUAAAGUUUUGGGAGUCAGUGCAACAGAUGAAAACACUACCACAAUCUGAAAUCAAAGAAGCAAUACACAAAAUCUGGCAAGAGUUUCUCGCACCCGAUGCACCCUGUCCGGUGAAUGUCGACUCGAAAUCGGUGGAAUUGGCACGUGAGGCCGUCAAUGCCGUGAAUGGUCCGAAUCGCUGGUGCUUCGAUGUGGCCGCUGCGCAUGUUUAUCACCUUAUGAAGAGCGAUUCAUAUUCCCGUUAUUUGCGCUCGGAUAUGUAUAAAGAUUAUUUGAAUUGUUCACGUAAGAAAAUCAAAUCAAUACCAAAUUUAUUCGGUGUGAAGCGUUAGGGUGAGAAUAGACAACUCUAGUAAAAGUGAAGGCGUGAUCUAUUGUCGCAGUAAAUGAAAUUGUUUAACUACUAAUGUACUUUAUACCGUCACACAGCUUGUUAUUUUUAAGUAUGCAGCUUAAAAGCUUUGGAUUAUUGAAAAAAGGAAUUGACUAGAUUGUUUAUAGUUGAAUUUAUUUUUUGUUGCUAAUAAUUAACUACAAGUAUUUAUAUUUUUAUAGACUUAAUAUUUAUAUUCGCAGCAGAAACUAUUAAAUUUUAGUUAUAUUUAUAAUAUGUGGCAUUGAACAGUUAAAGCGCUUAUUACAACAAAUAUUUUUGUUAUAGAGCUUUCGACAACUUUAGUCUAGUUUUCAAAUGAAAAAAAAAAAUUAACUAAUAGGCACAUUUGUUAAUUUAAUGAAGAAAAAUAAUAAUCGUAAACUAAUUUAGGCAAAUUGUAAUAACUAAUGGAAAUCGCAUAUAGUUAUGUGUAUGUACAUGUCUAGAACAGGGUUGCGAAUUCUUGAAUUAAAAAAUGUUGGAUGAAAAACUCGCAUCUUUGGUCUACAAAUACAUAUACAUAUGUAUAUUGCAUUUCCUGCAGAAAUAUUAUAUUAUCAUAAAGGCAUAAUAGCUGAAUUGGUGUAGACAGUCGCAUGAAUACAUACAUAUACAUAUUACAUGAUUACUUGUUUGCAGAUAAAUACACUAAGUACAUAAGUUUGUACAUACAUAAGUAUAUAAAUAAACAUAGAGUUAUAGUAUAUAUGUCUAAAUGUUAAUUGUACUAUGGUAUGUAAUUUAAAACAACAUACAUAUACAUAUUAAAAAUGUUCAAUGUUUUGAGCAUUUUCAAGAAUAAACUGCCAAUGCUUAUUUAA